CCCACUAAAGAAAGAAAGAAAGUCAAACAUCAAGCGCUGCGUGUUCACAUCACUCUGAUUUUCACGUGCUUUGUGUGUAUUUCGUGAUCAAACCUCCACAGAGUCUCUGGAUUCUGUCUGUAACGCUGGAGAACAGCAGAUCCUGAACACCAGACCACUCAACAUGUGUUCUGUCACACUGGUGGACUGCAGGAAACUGAUGGAGAUGAGAAGACAAACACCAGCAGAAGAAGAAGAAGAACAUCACACUGAUGAAGAUGAGAAUCAAGAUGAUUUUGUUCCUUCAGUCAAACUGGAAAACAGCUGGAACAUGGAGAUAAAAAUAGAACCCAAAUCAGAGGAAGAACAGACUGAUGAAGAUGAGAAUUUGUUUACUUCAUUGAAACUGAUGAAGAGUGGGAACAUGAUGGAUAUAAAAACAGAAGAAACAUCAGACAAAGAUCAGACUGGUGAAGAUGAGAAUGAUGAUGGUGACGGUUUUAUUCCUUCAGAUGAGAGCGGUGAUUCAUGUUGUGAUGGAGAAACGGCCUCUACAUCAAAACAGCGACUGACAGCACAAACUCUUUCCUGCAUCACCUGUGGAAAGACAUUCAGUUCACAGAGACGUUUAGAGACACAUGAGAGAAAACACACAGAACAGAAACUCUUCACCUGCACCAGAUGUGACAUCAGCUUUCCUACCUUACAAGAGAAGAAACUUCAUUCACAAGAGCACAGAGACCAGAAACACUUUCACUGUCAGCAGUGUGGGAAGAACUUUAGCUCCUUUUCUAAUCUGAACAUUCACAUGAGGACACACACUGGAGAAAAACCUUUCCACUGCAGUGAAUGUGACAAGUGUUUCAGAACCAAAGGAAAUCUUGUUCUUCAUCAGAGAAUUCACACGGGAGAAAAACCGUACGCGUGUCCUCACUGUGACAAGAGAUUCAGCCAUUCAUCUCAUGUUAAGAUACACGUGCGUGUACACACUAAUGAGAGACCGUAUCAGUGCAGUGAAUGUGGACAAGCCUAUAAGAGGUCAUAUGAUCUAAGGUUACACCUAAAACAACACACUAAGAAGAAGCUCUAUCAGUGUUCACGCUGUGAUAAACGUUUCUGUCAGAAAUUUCAUCUGAUAACUCAUGAGAGAACUCACACUGGAGAGAAACCUUACAUCUGCUCUCACUGUGGGAAGAGCUUUACUGAUCGAAGUUCUUUUAUAAUUCAUAAAAGAAUUCACACAGGAGAAAAACCUUAUGACUGCAGUGUUUGUGGGAAGAGUUUUAAUUGUCAGCACAAUAAAACAUCAGAGAACUUAAAGGGGCAGUUUGUAACAAUUUUGCAGUAAAAUACCCAAAAACCACUAGGCCAGUGUACUACUUGUAAGUCGUCAGAAGAUCUCCAUUCUAAACAGUGACACGGGGUUGUGAGGUCAUGUGUCAAUGGCGUCAUAUCCGCGUUACCCCUCUGUUACCACCUUUACUGAUGUAGAAACCGCAUGACAACAGUGUCGUGGACAAAUGCGGAAGUAGUGUCUAGCAAGCCACUAGCUUGUCUCGAGUUAGUUAUGAUCCACAAUUAUACUCAACAUGUAUAAAACUUUAUUACUUUACCUCAUCCACUAACAUGAUUGCUCGUCCCGUCUGAUUGAUGGCCAUCAGCGGUGGAGUUGAAGACAACAGAUCCCAUCAUUCCACGCUCCUUCACAGCGUCAUCAAGCUGCGCCAUUGUUGUUGUUUUGACCAUGUGCCCUCUAGCAGCGGUUUUUACAAACUGUAGCUUUAAACAGGAGAAAGACCCUUCAAAUGUUCUCAGUGUGACAAGACGUUUGCUCGAUCAGAUGUCCUAAAAACCCAUAAGAGAGUUCACACUGGAGAGAAACCUUAUCACUGCUCCAUCUGUGGAGAGAGAUUCACUUAUUUAGGAACUUUUAAGACUCAUCAGAAGAAACAUGCUGAAGAACAAACUGCACUGGAUUCAUCAUCAUAGUGUCUCAAUCUGUUAAAAGUCUGAGUGCUCGCUGCCAGUGUUGAGGUCAAUAUCACUUUAAAAGGGACAGUUCACACUGAAAUCAAAAUUCUGUCAUCAGUUAUUCUCCUCAUGUGUUUGUAAACCUGUAUGUGAGUCUUGCUUCAGUGGAACACAACAGAAGGUAUUUUGAGAAAUGUCUCAGUGGUUUUGUGUUCAAUCAGUGGAAGUCAGUGGAGUUCAGUGUUGUUUGAUUAUCAACGUUCUUCAAAAUAUCUUCUGUUGUGUUCUGAAAAAGUAAGUCAUACAGGUUUGUGAAGCGGAUUGAAAAAAAACCCUAAUUGCUCUCUUUUGUUUAAACUUGUAUGAUGUUGAUUUUAUAACAGAUGUAAAGCAACAGUUAUUCACCAGAAUUCAAGUAAAUUCUCUUGUUGAAGAAAAUUGGUGUGAAAUCAUCGCUCUCUUAAACAGGGUAACACUUGGGGCUUUGACUCAGAUGUGUCCAUGUCACGGUCAAAUAUGUUGGUCUUUUAUGUUAUUUUGAUGUCUAUUUGUCGCUUUGGCUGUACUGGCCUUUACUCUUCAAUGUUUAUUGUUUUAUCCAGUUUGUAAAGUGUCACGAAAAGCGCCUAUAAAUAAAGUGUAUU
This is a messenger RNA of Triplophysa rosa, 2594 nucleotides long. RefSeq names its product zinc finger protein 239-like. The transcript has 2 exons. NCBI's taxonomy places the organism in Eukaryota, Metazoa, Chordata, Actinopteri, Cypriniformes, Nemacheilidae. Bases 164 to 1327 code for a protein of 387 amino acids. Gene Ontology annotation, biological process: regulation of transcription by RNA polymerase II. Gene Ontology annotation, molecular function: RNA polymerase II cis-regulatory region sequence-specific DNA binding; DNA-binding transcription factor activity. The record is from RefSeq and is a predicted model, not a curated record.